GCCUUCCAUACGAUAACAUUUUUUUUUGGCUACUGUUGGGCUGAUUGAGUGGCCGGUUUUGGUCAAACAGAAAUGUUGAUGCAUUGUGGAGUUGUAAUUCGCUUUUUAAUUUGUCUCUGUUUGGUGCGCUUUACUGUUGCAAAAUGUUAUCCUCAAAAGUGUGGCUCAAUGAGUGUGAGUUACCCUUUCUGGAUAAACAAUUCUAGUUGUGGAUACCCUGGUUUUCAUAUCACAUGCCAGAAGGAUAAAGUUACUGGGAUGUUAGCUCCGUUCUUUUAUGUCAAUGUUGGCAAUUAUACUGAUGGGAAGCUUAAAGGUAACUAUAAAGAUGGGUUUCUUUAUCCUUACAAGAUCAUAGAGAUCGGUUAUACAGGUUUCCUUGUCAUAGACUCAUAUUAUAACUAUGCCUGGACGUGUGAUAACACCUUUGGGACAACCUACUUUCAUCUACCUUCAGAAGGGCCUUUCACUAUUUCAAACUCUAAUAAGUUCGUGGUUGUCGGCUGCAAUACAUCUGGUACCUACAGUUUUGGGGGUCUGGGAGAGGUGAGAUGUGUAGCAAUUUGUGACCCUCAAACUGAUCGACCGUACUGCCGCUAUGGGUGUUGCGAAAUUAACCUUCCAAAUAAUUGGCCGGCAAUAGAUUUCACGGGAGGAGGUAUGUUCCCUAUAUUCAAUUCUAGUGAUAAAAAAUAUUAUAACGAGUGUGGUUUCUCCACCAUAUUCGACCCCUCGACCUUCAAGAUCGUCGACAAUAGAUCAAACAUUUAUUGGGGAAGGGGAGGUGAAGUUUCUUAUGGCCUCCGCCUUAAUUGGGGUAUCGGCCUUCACAAUUGUUCCACGGCUAAAGCAACUACCAAUUAUUCUUGCUCCAGUAACGGAGAAUGCAUUGACUCCCCUUCAAGAAAAGGACACGUAUGUAGAUGCCUUCCUGGAUAUGAAGGGAAUGGUUACUUCAAUGGCACAGGUUGUAGAGACAUAGACGAGUGCAGUGAUAAAAGGUUGAAUAUGUGCGUCGGAGAAGAGGGAAGAGGUAUGUGCGUGAACUCGGUAGGUUCCUAUAAUUGUUCGUGUGCAAAGGGUUAUCAAGGAGAUGGCUUUGUAAACGGGACAAGAUGCAUCUCCCCAAGUUCAAAUCGCGCUAUCUUUCCUCCAAUUAUAGGAUCCGUCAUUUCGUUUGUAGUUGUCUGUUUAGCAGCGUCUUUUGUGGUUUGGUGGCUAAAGAAACGCCACUUGAAAGUUGUGGAGGCCAAAUAUUUUCAGCAGCUGCAGCAGUACAUCGCUUCUAGAGUGGGUAGAGAAAGCCUGAGAAUGUUUUCUGCCAAAGAAUUGGCAAGAGCUUCUAAUAAUUAUUCAAAGGAAAUGGUGUUGGGAAGUGGCGGCUUCGGAACUGUGUUUAAAGGCAUUCUACUCGAUGAUACUCUUGUAGCCAUUAAACAGUCCAAGCAAGCUUUGAAUCUAGAGGAUGACCAUGAGUUUCUUAAUGAAAUUACAAUUCUCUCCCAAAUAAAUCACAAAAACAUAGUGAAAUUGUUAGGGUGCUGCAUCCAAGCUAAAUUCCCAUUGCUGGUAUCUGAAUUCAUUCCAAAUGGAACACUGUUUGAACAUUUACACUCCAAAGAAGGGUUUUUGUCAUGGGCUUCACGUCUGCAGAUUGCAAUCGAAACAGCGGAGGCUUUGGCGUAUCUACAUUCUGGAGCAUCUCAACCCAUUUUCCACAGGGAUGUAAAAUCAUCUAAUAUUCUUUUGAAUGAGAGACUCUCUCCCAAACUUGCAGACUUUGGGAUUUCUCGUCUCAUCUCCGCUUCCAAUAACACACAUCUCACCACUAGUAUCGUGGGUACAAGGGGUUACUUAGAUCCUGAGUACUUCCAAACGUUUCAACUCACUGAGAAAAGUGAUGUAUACAGUUUUGGUGUAGUCCUGGUUGAGCUUUUAACAUCCCGGCUACCCAUUUGCGCAGGAAAAGCCAGUGACGAGUGGAGUUUAUCUAGUCUUUUCCUCUCCAGACUUAAUCAAAACCGACUCAAAGAAAUCUUGGAUAGCAAAGUAUUGGAGGAGGGAAACCUGCAACAGAUGGAAGAUACGGGAAGGUUAGCAAGAGAAUGCCUUCAUUUGGAAAGAAGGAAAAGACCGUAUAUGAAAGAGGUCGUGGAGGAACUUUUCUGGAUAAGAGGCGGCACAAGAAAGACAAAAUUCCAUGAUAGUGUAAAGUGUGACGAUGCAAUAUUUGAGGAUACCAAAAUUUCCAGAGAAGCAUCACAAACUUCAUACGAAUUCAGGAGUCAUAGUUUUCCAUCUGCUAUUGCGGGUACGUCAGAGGAACCAUUCAGUGCAUUGAUUGAGAUGUCAACCCUGUCUGAACAGAUUGACUUCAAAGGAAAGCAUUACUAGACUGUGUUGGAAUAUGGAAUUUCUUGGUGAACAGUAAAUAUCUUUGUUUCUAGAAGAGGUUUGCUAGUUUUCUUUAAUGUAAUAUAUUAGUCAGAUCUUUAAGAAAGUUUUCAAGAUCUAUCUAUAUUGAGGUGUCAUGUAAUGCUUUAUAAUCAAGAUGUUUAUACGAUCUUAUGAUGAAAUGAUCAUGAGUAAAAGUGAUUA
Messenger RNA from Cryptomeria japonica (Japanese cedar), 2598 nucleotides. Its product is annotated as wall-associated receptor kinase 2. NCBI's taxonomy places the organism in Eukaryota, Viridiplantae, Streptophyta, Pinopsida, Cupressales, Cupressaceae. The transcript is spliced from 3 exons. The record is from RefSeq and is a predicted model, not a curated record. Gene Ontology annotation, cellular component: plasma membrane. Gene Ontology annotation, molecular function: protein serine/threonine kinase activity; calcium ion binding; polysaccharide binding. Gene Ontology annotation, biological process: cell surface receptor signaling pathway; protein phosphorylation. The coding region runs from base 73 to 2394 and encodes 773 amino acids.